Somion occarium is the source of this 1914-nucleotide messenger RNA. Lineage: Eukaryota; Fungi; Basidiomycota; Agaricomycetes; Polyporales; Cerrenaceae. The record is from the annotation of a GenBank genome assembly.
UUCGCAACAAAACUGUUCCACCAAUUCCUAAUGAAAUAUCUACAAGUACCGGCUCAUUAAGGGAAGAGGUCUGGCUGCAACACAAAGGGACCGGAUGACUUCAUGGGACUGAUGACUUCAUGGGAAGGUUGGACUUCGAGCCCUAAGAUGCUGCGUGUUACAGAGCCAAUGAAAUGCAAUCAGGUGACCAUGGUUGAUUGUCCACGGGUCUCGCUUAACACACUUAGUUGCUCUUUACUCUCUGCCAUCAUGGACCCCCCAAAUGCCGUCGCUGCUAAUGCCUUCGUCAACGUCACGCUCUCAGGUGUCACCAAGGACGCCACUCCUCUCAUCCUUAACCGCGGAGUACCGCGUCCCAACAAGCCUUACCUGCUCGAUGGUGCGCCCAAGAUUGCUAUCACAGGAAAGCGACCUCGUAAACGUCUGCCAUCCAAGCUUCCGCCUCCUGGCAACCUGAAAUUUCAUCUCGCCCUCGGCAACAAGAUUGGUCGUGGCCGGGUUGGGCGAGUCUACGAGGCCACCAUUGACCUUACGAAAUCGAGCCCUGAAUUGUCCAAGAUGGUGCUUCCUCCGCUCGUUGUGAAGGUUUCACGCCGUCACGAUGCCAAGAAACUUCAACGAGAAGCCUACUAUUACGAGGAGAUGGAGUGUUUGCAAGGUUCUGUGAUUCCCAGAUAUUACGGUUUAUAUCAGACCACGAUUCAACCCACCACGGACUUCUUGCCUUGGACUCAUGAUAAAGUCAAUCGGCGACCGGGUCGUCAUGGUGACUAUAGUGACGAAUCGGGCUCGGAUUCGGAUUCAGAGGAAGCCUCAAAAGCUGCUAGUAAUGACGACGAUGAUGAAGAAGACAAUGAUGACGACCAAGAGUCUGAAGUUUACUCUUCUGAUGAGGAGGAACCUGCGGCACCAACUGUGGUCAGUAUUCUGAUUCUAGAGCGCUUGGGCGAUCGUUUGCCUUUGCGUAAACCUCUGCCUGCUGGGAUCCAAGAAGAACUAGAGACUAUAUAUUCCGAUCUUGCGCAGCUUGGCGUAGACCACUGCGAUAUUCGUUAUUACAACAUGCUUUCUGCACCCUCUCCUGCUAACAGUCCGUUGCCUUCCCUCCCGUCACCUUUCACGCAACGUACAUAUGGAUGGCGCUUGAUCGACUUCGACAACGCUUGCAAGUCUAACAUGAAUCCGAUGGUUUUCUAUGGAUACCAUCAUGAUGUUAUUGCUAGACUUGUCUAUAAUUUGCCUUGGGGUGUAAUCUUCGAGCCAUGGGAUUAGAGUAGGUAUGCGCGACCUGCAUAUAUCCCUCUGUACAGUACGACAUCAGUAAGUUUUCCGUGCUCCAUAUUGUCUCUCCACUCUGUCGAAUUCAAUGAUGAUUUGUUGUCGCAUCGGAAGCCGUUGCCAAAUUCGGGUAGACGGGCCCGGUACACUCCAAAACACUGAUUUAAUGGGAAUGAUGUGGUUUGCGGUGACACUAGUGUAGCGGUGGGCGCUACAAUGUACCGGAUUAGGCAGUCUAACGGAGAUUUACGGUCGGAUUUUGGUUAAUCCACUUUUAGGAUCAUUUAUCUACGGAAAUCUGUUCUUGUCUGCAGCUAUUCCGCAGCACUUAGAUUAGUAUUUAAGUAGCUUGUUUCGUAGCUGUAGAUCCCUUAGCUUACACCAAAGAAUCAGUCUUAUAACCUGUCCCUUUUGGUGUGACUCUUCUCUCCCAUGUGACAUGAGUAUUCCCUCUACGGUCACCAGCGUCACAUAUUUUUGACAGCGACUCUCGAACUUUCUUCGGAACUUUCUCGAACUUCUUCUCUCUAUAAAGUGCCAACUUCUGGGCUCCCCUCAAGACUGAUCAUCUUGGGCUUUCCAACUGUCGACUCUUGCUCUUGCGCUUUCACUCUAAAAACUCAACUCUUCCUAAAA